GUUGUUAUUAGUCUAUGUUCAGUGCAUGGUUCUACAUAACAUGGAAAAGGCAGCAGAGCAAUAGAAUCCCAGUGCAGUCAAGAAAUUAACCUUUUUCCAGACAAUUUCAUGGUAGUUAUAAUGAUACACUGUACUUCACGUACCGCAUUAUCUUGUGAACUAGUACAAAACGCCUCGUUUUACGUCUAUUUUCUUACCCUCUUUUGUAACGUAAAUCGGCCGGUGAUAUAACGCUCAGAAAAUACACCAACGAUUACCUGUGAAAUCGAAUGCGAAAUGGCGACUGUACUUCGAAAUUCAUUAUCUCUGCUUCAGAGACAAAAUAUAUCACAAUCAUGUCAGGCAAUAAGGCUUGCACAGACUGCUGCUGCGGCUUCUGAUAAACCAGCCGAAAAGUUGAAGACUUUUUCUAUUUACAGAUGGGAUCCAGACAAGGAGGGGGACAAGCCCCGCAUGCAGACCUAUGACGUUGAUCUCAAUACGUGUGGCCCCAUGGUCCUUGAUGCUUUGAUUAAGAUCAAGAAUGAGAUCGACCCUACUUUGACCUUCAGGAGAUCAUGUCGAGAGGGCAUCUGCGGGUCAUGCUCCAUGAACAUCAAUGGGACCAAUACACUGGCUUGUAUAAGCCGUAUUGACAGAGGUUCUAGCAAGGCCACUAAGAUAUAUCCUCUUCCUCAUAUGUAUGUCAUCAAGGAUCUUGUCCCGGACAUGAACAACUUCUAUGCCCAAUACAAAUCCAUAGAGCCCUAUCUCCAGAGGAAGGAGGAGAUCAAAUAUGGAGAAAAGCAAUUCAUCCAGUCUGUCGAAGACAGGGCCAAGUUGGAUGGUCUAUAUGAGUGUAUUCUGUGUGCAUGUUGCAGUACCUCCUGCCCCAGCUACUGGUGGAAUGGCGAUAAAUACCUAGGUCCAGCAGUUCUUAUGCAAGCAUACCGCUGGAUGAUAGACAGUCGUGAUGAGCUUCAGGCUGAGAGGCUAGCACAGCUCCAGGACAAGUUCUCUGUUUACCGAUGCCAUACCAUCAUGAACUGCACCAAGACAUGUCCCAAGGGACUGAACCCAGGCAGGGCCAUUGGAGAGAUCAAGAAACUGCUGGCAGGAUUUGGCACAAAGGAGGCAGCAUCCGCAUAAUCAUCGAGGAAUGAUGAACAAUACCACGAGAAGUCCUACAUAUGGGACUACAUACUUCCUAUUGAACUUUUGAUCCAAUAUGCAAUACAUUAUUCAGAGACAGAGAUGGGGGCUCGGGCGAUUUUGCCCCCGAAAUGCUCAACAGAGCCCGAGAAAAAUCCCCAUUUACUGCAAUUAUUAAAAGCUUAUCAAUGUUGCAGAAUUACACAGUAGGUUGUAAAAAUAGUCCCGGAAAUUAUAGUAAAAAAAAAAGGCCUGGAACAGACUGUUCAGGGAAAACUGAAGAUGCAAAUUGACUUUUUUGCACUAUAUUUUAAUUUUGACAUAAAAUGAUGCAGAUUUCCUGGGAAAUGUUUUUAUUCCAGAAUCUAUGCUGAACACAUAUCUACAGCAGAAAGGCGAAAGUUUUGUUUCUGUUCUAUAACACUUUGUUUUUGGUUAUUGCAAUACUUGAAUAAUAAAAUUAUUUAAAGAGGUUAGUAUUUUUAAUAAUCUUGGGUUGUAAGUGGUCACACAUUUGAAAUUAUUAUCGUCUAGCACGAGAUAUUGAAUAAAAAAAAACGAUAAUGGAGAGGUAUAUUGAUUAAUAGUUAUAUCACUGAAGCAAAUUGCAUUCAUUUUUGCUAUUAAAGUGAUAGUUAAAACCCAGCAAGAUUCGGAAUAAGUGGGACUGUUUAUAGAGUAGAUUCGUGAGUCAGGUAUUUGCUGUUUUACACUGAAUUGAUAUGCUGACUGCUACUCAGAUUAUGUGAUAUGUAAAUAAAUAGAAAAGGGUUAUAUGAGUUGCACAGCACAGUUAAAGUAUGUUUAAAAUAUGUACCUGAUAUGAUUUGAAUUUUUUUUAUUUUUCUGAAUGAGAAUGUAGGUCAAUAUCCUUUGUUCAAUUUCAGCCAAAUCUUGGGGGGAAGGGGAUGGCUUUAACAUUAAGAAGAUGUAGCUGAAUUGAUUGCUGGUAAGUCGGAUAUGUUGCUAUGUCAGUCAAAUUUUGCAAGGCAUUCUCGAAUCUGAAUUGAUAUACCUCAUGUGGAUUGAUUAAUCCAAUUGCAGUUUGAAGAUCAAAUGGGAAAUUAUCGUAUGGAAAUCCUUGGCCAAUAAAUUCAUUACCAUCAUAGAAAGAAUAAUUGUUCAUGGUUUGAUGUAGAAAAGAUUGACCUUAUGGGGAAGUUUGAAAUCAUACUUAAAAAAAGUUGUCAGAUCCGACAACUUUCCUUGAUAUUGAUUUGCUGAGAAACACUGUUACUAUGGUAACUGCCGGAUAAAAUGUCCGACAAGUUCUUUCAUGAACCACUCCCCAGAUCACUGCACUAGUUGGAUUAUACUCGGGUGGGAGGGGGGGCAUGUUCCCAUUUAGCCAUCACGCUUCAAAUGUAUGUGUCCAAAUUGUACAUGUAAUUGCACUGAACUCGUUUUGAAGCAGCCCGCCCCCAUUCUGUUUGGUUUAAACAAACCAUAUCAGAAUGAACUUCAAUCUUCAUUGGACUUAAAUCUUUAUCCAUAUUGUAUUGUGACAAAUUACUUAUGUAAUUUAUAUCUUCUAUUCCUGUAACCACGCACAAUCUUGUGUUAUACAUUAAGGCAUGUGUGUGUUCUUUAAUCUGAGAUAUACAUAAAUUUCAGGUGAAUGUGGAUUUUAACAAACA
This is a messenger RNA of Lytechinus pictus (painted urchin), 2768 nucleotides long. RefSeq names its product succinate dehydrogenase [ubiquinone] iron-sulfur subunit, mitochondrial-like. Gene Ontology annotation, molecular function: electron transfer activity; 2 iron, 2 sulfur cluster binding. Bases 277 to 1128 code for a protein of 283 amino acids. The record is from RefSeq and is a predicted model, not a curated record. Gene Ontology annotation, cellular component: mitochondrial membrane. NCBI's taxonomy places the organism in Eukaryota, Metazoa, Echinodermata, Echinoidea, Temnopleuroida, Toxopneustidae. The transcript is spliced from 9 exons. Gene Ontology annotation, biological process: respiratory electron transport chain; tricarboxylic acid cycle; aerobic respiration.